UUUUGGUAUAAAAAUACUUAACACAAAUUCUAAAAAAAAAAUAUUUUUCGGUUUAAAUCAGCAAAAUCAUAUUAAAUGUAACAGGAAGUUCUUGUGAUGAUUAUUUUAUUCUGUUUUUUGAUUUUGAAGAUUUUUUACAGUGAUUAUGAGUGAAACUGAUGACACAGAUGAUUUAUUAUUGAUUCCACCUGAUUUAUUUUUAGUGCAAUCUGAACCUGAGCCACCUUAUUACAGAAUUGUUGAUAGCCUUAUUACACAGGUUUCCAACCUUCAAGAACGAAUUGAGGGCAUAGAAUCUAUGUCUGAUGUCAGCUUAGUAGGUAGUUACAUAGACCUUCCAUUUGUAGAGACUGAAAACAAUUUAAGAAUGCUUAGAUCAAAAAAUAGCACUCCUAGGAGGUAUUACAGCCAAGAUGACCUUUACCAACCAAGCAGCACUCAAAGUACUCCACAGAAGAUGCAAGAAAGAAUCCAGAUUAAUUCAUUACCAAAUACUCCAAGCAUCAAUAGAUAUAGUCCAAAGAAAAGUAAUAUUAAAUUCAGUUCUCCUCAACAAAAUUGUCAGUUAUCUAAAAAACAAAGUGAAGAAGUUGAAGUUCUUCAUGAAAUAGAUACUUUUAUAUCAAAUGUUAAAACAAUCCAGAGAAAUGCGGUGAGAAACUUACAAAAAGACUUUGGCAAUAUAGGAUCUAGAAAAGACCCAACUGUUAGUGAUAGAACCACUUCACAAUCUUGUGACAAAGAUGUGAGGGAGACAUUGGCACAACUUGAUAGACAAUCAGAACGAUUAGUUGAAAAUGGGGAACCAUUUCGGAAUGAACUUGUUGAAGAUAGAAUUGAAAAAGUAGCUGCUUGGCAAUGUGGGAAUAAUGUUAAUAGUGUACCUGAUUAUGGAGCAGGUGUAAGAGAUCUUCUAUAUAAAACUGAUCAGCCCAAAAAUUUGCCAAUCAAGCCAAGUUAUAAACAAAGCCAUCAACCAUCAAGUUCAGUUAGCACUGACUUAAACACUCUCACUAAUACUACAUUGGAUAAAUCUACUGAUAGUAGUUCAGAGUCUACACAACUUACGGCCUACAAUAAAUUUAAAAGGCAAGAAGAAGAGUUUAAUAAUAAAAUAAACAAGUUGAGAAACACACACAUUGAUACAAAACUUCAAGAUCAUUAUGACAAUGCACUUAGGCAAAACUGUCCGGAAUCUGGCGAUAAACCUGAUAAACAAAGUAAUGCGAUCAGUAUAUUAAAUAUGCAUAAAAAACUUACAGAAAAUGAUGCUUUAAAACCUGCCAUACCAAAAAAGAGAGGGAAAAAUACUUUAAAUGAUAAUUUAAAUUUAGGGUUAUUAAAUUUGGCUGAUAUUUGGGGAACGCACAUUGUCGAAAGUCCUGGAAAGGUCUCCCAGAAAUUACAAGAAGAAAGGAUGAGAAGACAGCACUGUGAGCAAUUGAUUCAAGAACUUCAAAACAGAAACUUGGAACUGCAGCAGAAACUGGUAGUUGCUGUAAAAGUGGAUGAAACGAAAAACGACACCAUUAGACAAUUUAAGGAGACUUUGGAUAACAUUUCUGAUAAAUUCGAAAAACUAAAUGAAGAAAAAGCCUCUUGGGAUAGAGAAGUUGCUCGAUUAAAAAGCCAAUUUUCUGUUGAGCUUGAAUCGGCAAACCAGAAAGCUACUUAUUACGAAAAAGAGGCAUCUAAAUCAUUGAAUAUUGCUCAUGCCAACCAAGAUAAAAUAGCCUCACUGGAAAAAAGAUGUUCUGAAUUGCAACAGGAAUUAACCAAAAUUGAACAAAAAUUUGGAGACGUUCAGGACAGUUAUAAUAAGGAGUUUGAGAGGAAUAAGCAGUUAGCGGAUAUUAUUAGUCAGAAGGAGUUGGAAUUAAGAGAGAGCAAAACUAUAUUAAACAAUGCUAAAGAAGAAGUGACUCAAAGCAGAAAAGCUGUAGAAUUAUGCCAAAUCGAGUUUACUUCAGUAAAAAAAGAGUGUGCCAACUUGGAGGCUGAUCUUCGCGAGAGUACAAAUACUAUUAUUAACCUAACAGAGCAGAAGAAAAAACUUGGAGCAGAAAUACAAAUGUACAAAGUCAACGAGAAAAAGUUAACAGAGGACUUGGAGCAAGCUAGGCAAAAAGUCGAAAAUACCAAACUAGAGUUGCGAAACUUCUACCAAGGACAAUUAGAACUUAUUGUGGAAAAUAAAAGAAAGGAGAUGCAAAGUCAGUUGGAUAAAGAAAGACAAAACUGUUUGGAGGAGAUUAAGAAAAAGGAACUGUCAAUGGCGAAAACGGCGGCCAAUCAUAUUAAAGAAAUAUCUGACAAGUGUGGAUUAGAGAUCAAACUAUUAGAACAAAAGCAUCAAGAAGAAAUCAGGCUCUAUCAAAUGCAGCUCUCUCAUGCCAACAAAGAAUUGGAAACUCUUCAAAACAAAUUGGCACAUUUACCCGAAAAGCGGGCAGAAAUUGCCAAACAAUUACAGAAAGUAAUGGAAUCUCAGUGGAACGAGGCUCUAAAAAUGAUCAGUAGUAGUCCCUCUCCACUUAGCAAUGACAAUGGCGCACUUUCAAAUAUGUUUUCGAGUAAAGCUUACUCGAAUAAACCUCACAAAGUUUUAAGAAAGGAAUUGGACCAUGACUUUGACGUCAUGUCUGACUACGAUGAAACUCCUGUGUCAAGCCGAGGGCCGAAACAGACUGAGAGUGAUAUACAAAAAUAUAUUAACAUGCUACUUGAUAAACCUCCCGGACAGCCUCUGGCUGGCUCUGAAAACCCUGGAGUUGCACAAAACCAGGAAAGAGCCAGCUGGCAUCCUGGCGUAAGACCUCGAAAGAACAAAUAAAUACGAAUCAUCUACUACUCUUAAGGCAGGAACAAGGGACCCGAAAUUUGACAAACCUCCUUGGAAGUGAUUAAUGCCAAAUAGUUAUUUGUAAGAAUCAAUAUUUUUAUUUAUAUUUUUACAUUUUUAAAGCAAUAAAAGUUUUUUUUAGUU
Molecule: messenger RNA, 2986 nt
Organism: Anthonomus grandis grandis
Lineage: Eukaryota; Metazoa; Arthropoda; Insecta; Coleoptera; Curculionidae
Gene: Cnb
Product: rho-associated protein kinase 1
Exons: 14
Coding region: 146-2833 (895 amino acids)
Biological process (GO): centrosome separation; mitotic cytokinetic process; centriole replication
Cellular component (GO): centrosome; centriole
Source: RefSeq, a predicted model, not a curated record